Molecule: messenger RNA, 1182 nt
Organism: Paramuricea clavata
Lineage: Eukaryota; Metazoa; Cnidaria; Anthozoa; Malacalcyonacea; Plexauridae
Source: the annotation of a GenBank genome assembly
AUGUGCAUUGAGAAUAUAUUCUUUAAAGCCAAAAAAUUACAGAUGAAAUUAUUGCUUGGACAAUCGCAGGUAGCCCUACGAAAGUGCAAAUUGGGAAAUAGAACACUCAAUGCAGGACAGUUGAAAACACCUGAAGGUUUAGAAAGUUUAAUUCGCCAUGAUGAGGGGUAUAAAUUCUUAAGAGCUUUAAGAGGUUCACCACCUUACUUUGAAAAAGCUAAAAAAGACCUGUUUGCCAUGAUUCGCCAAUUAGAACCAGCAUCGCUAUUUUGCAGUUUUUCGUCUGCUGAAACAAAAUGGAACGAUUCAUUAAGGAUCCUUGGUAAACUUAUUUACCACAAAGAUUAUAGUGAUAAAGAAUUAGACAAUCUUACAUGGGAUGAAAAGUGUAGACUUAUCCAAAGUGAUCCAGUAACAUGUGCAAGGCAUUUUGAUUACCAAUUCAAUACUUUUUUAAAGUUUGUGAGUGAUAUUGCUCCUGUUGGAAAAAUAAAAGAUUGGUUUUACAGGGUUGAGUACCAACAGCGAGGGUCACCUCAUAUUCACAUGUUAAUAUGGCUUGAAAACGCGCCUGUGUUUGGUGUUGAUAAAGAUGAAGAUGUCACUGCAUUCAUUGACAAAAUAAUAACAUGUGGUAAGCCAGAAAAUGACUCAAAAUUACUUGAAUUUGUAAACAGACAAACUCAUAAGCAUUCUCACACGUGCCGAAAAAACGCCCAAAAAAUUUGUAGAUUCAAUUAUCUCCAACCACCAAUGAGAUCUACACAAAUACUUUAUCCACUGGAUGAUGGUACUUCUCGGACUGUAAUAAGAAGCAGAAAAGACGUAUGGAAAGACAUUAAGAAUAAACUGAAUGAUCUGAAAGAGGGUGAAGACGUGACAUUUGACCAACUUCUAAAAGACUUAGAUGUUUCAGAACACGAUUAUAUUCUUGCAAUUUAUAGAUCAUCGCUUAAUUGUCCAACAAUAUUUCUAAAACGAAGUCCGAAUGAAUUAAGAAUUAAUAAUUACAAUCCUGCAUGUCUCCAAGCAUGGCGAGCUAACAUGGACAUUCAGUUUGUGCUUGAUGUUUAUGCCUGUGCAAUGUAUAUAUUGUCUCCUACAUUUCAAAGGCACAAAAAGGCACGAGUGAAUUGUUACGCAAAGUUUGUGCUGAAGCUAAACAGGGAAAUUCCAGUAUAA